UGCAAGUUGAGGGGGGAAAAGGAAGGGAAGGAAUCCAACGAAAAGAAAAUGGAAAGGAAGAGAACGAAGGGGAAGUGAUGGUAAAUGAUAAGCCUAAACAAACGAUGGCUAUGGAGGAUUUUUGGAAGAUUAGUUGGAUCACUGUAUACAUGGGAUCUUCAUUAGAAGAUGAAUAUGCUGCAUUCAGAGAGAAGGUCAAACGAACAGUGUACCUUGACAACCUGUCACCUCAGGUCACUGAAUCUGUGUUGAGAACAGCUCUUGAUCAGUUUGCAACUGUCAAAAAUGUCAAGCUCAUUCCCAACUACCUUGAGCCAAGGAAUGUGCCACAGUGUGCAUUAGUAGAAUUGGAUUCUGCUAAGAAGGCCAAGGAAGUUAUAACAAUGAUUGUGCAAUAUCCUUUCAUGAUAUCUGGGAUGCCAAGGCCUGUAAGGGCAUUCCCUGCAAAAGCAGAAAUGUUUGAUGAUCGCCCUAAAGAUCCUCGUAGAAAGUUAACCUGUCGUUGGUUGGAGCCAGGUGAUCCUGACUUUGAGGUGGCAGAGGAACUGAAGCAGCUUACACGCAAACAUGCUGACGAAGCUGCUUACUUGCACCAAUUACAACUACAAGAAGAGGAAAAGCUUUCAAUGCACCAGGAAGACACACUUAAAGGGCAUUAUAAGAAGUACAAGAUGAUAGAGAGCAUUAUGGACGGAACUGCCCAACGUCUGGCCCGUCAGUAUGAUAUGCGUGUUAACAAUGAGUGAAAGCUUUAUUUGGACUAACAAUACAUGUGAGUAAGAUCUUCUUUAUUGUUUAAGUUAUUUUCUUCCAAAGCUAUAUUGUCCCCUCCAGUUAUCAUGAAUAAUUUAUGCUAGGAACGUCUUUGUAUGGGCAUAUGAUCCAUGUCAAAGAACAAUUUUUAGUCUAUUCUUUCCUUUUAUAUUAAGAGGAGCGUGAUGGUGGAUAUUUAAUUAUUUAUGUUGUAUUGAUAUUUGUCAUCAUUACUUAACAUUGUUAUCCGUGCUUUAAAGCCUUAUAACUUUAUUGCCUUGAAAAUUGGGAUUACAUUUAUUAUAAGCUCAUGGAGAAAACUCUGGCGGUGUUGUCUUGUGCGCCUGUUUGUAAUGCCCAAGACUCAAGAAAGAGAGGAUGAGGAUGCAAUGUAAUAAACUCUAUGACAAACAAUAUUAUUUGUAAUUCGGAUGGA
Prosopis cineraria is the source of this 1189-nucleotide messenger RNA. RefSeq lists its product as uncharacterized. Gene Ontology annotation, molecular function: RNA binding. The record is from RefSeq and is a predicted model, not a curated record. NCBI's taxonomy places the organism in Eukaryota, Viridiplantae, Streptophyta, Magnoliopsida, Fabales, Fabaceae. Bases 78 to 746 code for a protein of 222 amino acids. The transcript has 3 exons.